Colletotrichum godetiae is the source of this 666-nucleotide messenger RNA. RefSeq lists its product as uncharacterized. The transcript has a single exon. Bases 1 to 666 code for a protein of 221 amino acids. The record is from RefSeq and is a predicted model, not a curated record. Lineage: Eukaryota; Fungi; Ascomycota; Sordariomycetes; Glomerellales; Glomerellaceae.
AUGAUUGAGUUGAGGGAAGCAGACUUUCGAGACCUUGCUGCAACUUUGUGCAGUCUACCGGAAGCUAGUGUCGUUGCUCGCUAUGGACGAUUACCAACCAACACGCCUUGUAGCCAAUCUGCCUACCUAGGGUACUGCUAUCGCCAAUGGGGUGUAAUAGCCGGAUACAACGAUGGCCUCUAUAUAGCUUUCAAGGAACCAGGGGAACUCAAGGCUUUGAUCCUCUAUUUGUCGAGUGCAGAUACAAUCACGAAGGACGAUCUGUCCAUCUAUUUCGGAGAUAACGAUGGAAAACGACCAAACUACAAAGCGCAAGAGACAACCAUUAAUCUAGCGCUGCGCCUUUUGCUCAUGCUCAAAUUUGGACCGGUUCAGGGCGAGGCUUUCCCGCACCACCAUCUUGUAUGGACCUCAGGUUGUUUGAAAGACUGCAUCGUGGAAUAUCUUGAUGAGGGGCCCCGCCUUGACGUGAAAGGAGUCCGCUUGCCUAAGACGUUUCAUGCUUGGAGUUUGGUCGCAAUUGGUGGUAUUCAAAUUGAAUUCACGGACAACUUGGCAGAUCAUCUUCUACUUAUCGAAGAAGAGAAUGGCAUGAAAGUAGUGGUUUUUCAUCACGUUGCUUUUCUUCGAUGCCACCGAAGGCAAGUAGACUCAUCGGGUGUCUGA